Messenger RNA from Lucilia cuprina (Australian sheep blowfly), 571 nucleotides. RefSeq lists its product as uncharacterized. The record is from RefSeq and is a predicted model, not a curated record. The coding region runs from base 98 to 571 and encodes 157 amino acids. The transcript has a single exon. Lineage: Eukaryota; Metazoa; Arthropoda; Insecta; Diptera; Calliphoridae.
UUUACCUAUUAUACAGUAAUCGUUCGAAGCUGUGUUAUAUACAAUAAUUUACCAAAAUUUUUUCUUCUCUUUUUUUUUGUUGUCUUUUCAGAUAGAAAUGGAGCCAACUCAACGACUAGAUUUAUGUCGUAUCUGCUUCCAGAAGCAUCAUUUGCGUAACUGCAAAUUAUUUAAUGGUUUUUCGGUGAGGCAGCGCAUUUACACCGUGAGGGCUCACAGGUAUUGCCUAAACUGCUUAUCCCGUUCUCACCUGGUAAGGGAAUGUACCACCACCUCUUCAUGUCGCCGAUGUGGCGAGAUGCACCACACUCUUCUCCACACAGGACAUACGGAUUCUGAAGCGGUUGUUCCUCCUCAAAGGCGCUCCGUUCAAGAUCGCCUGCAAAUACCUUCCCGGGAUCGACGUAUCCCAAAUCGAGUGACACCUCCUCAACAACCACGGAGGCUGCAACAUUCAGCUCGCCCUGUCUCAGGUGACAGAAACCACCACCAACAUAGCCCUAGUGAAGAGUCUGGUUCCCUUCAGGUUGUUAGUAGUCGACGCAUGUCAUUCCGACGUCCUGUCAACUGA